Messenger RNA from Acinonyx jubatus (cheetah), 1997 nucleotides. Its product is annotated as olfactory receptor 4X1. Lineage: Eukaryota; Metazoa; Chordata; Mammalia; Carnivora; Felidae. Gene Ontology annotation, biological process: G protein-coupled receptor signaling pathway. Bases 327 to 1256 code for a protein of 309 amino acids. Gene Ontology annotation, cellular component: membrane. Gene Ontology annotation, molecular function: G protein-coupled receptor activity; olfactory receptor activity. The transcript has a single exon. The record is from RefSeq and is a predicted model, not a curated record.
GUGAGGCCUUCAAGUAGUGACUGAAUCUCUGAGGUUCAAUUUUCUUAGAUAUAAAAUAUCUUCUCAUUUUUGUUGUGAGGAUUCACUAACUAACGUAUGUGCCUGCUUUAGAGAAAAACACUUCCAGGCAGUGUUAUUACAAAGUCCUAUUUGGGGGCCGGUAGCAAACAUUUGAUGAUGUUUUGUCCACUUGUCUUAAGGAGAACAUGUUUUGGAGAAGCCCAAAGAGGAGAAUGACAAUUGUCCUCAAGGCCUGAGGAGGAUGUUUCUAAUCGUUGAAGGAGAGUUCUUUGAUUUCUUGACUCCAGUCUGCUAGGCUUUAAAACAUGGCAACUCCGAACAAUGUGACUGAACUCAUUCUCUUGGGGUUUUCCCCCAAUCAGGAUGUGCAGAAGACCAUUUCUGUGAUGUUUCUCCUCAUGUACAUGGCCAUUGUGCUGGGUAACGGCCUCAUUGUGGUGACAAUCAUGGGCAACAAAGGGCUCACCUCCCCCAUGUAUUUCUUCCUCGGCUACUUGUCCUUUGUGGAGAUCUGUUACUGCUCUGUCACAGCCCCCAAGCUCAUCCUUGACUCUCUUAUUGAAAGGAAAAUCAUUUCCCUCAAAGGCUGCAUCACACAGAUCUUUUUCCUCCAUUUCUUUGGUGGCACUGAGAUCUUUCUCCUGACAGUGAUGGCCUAUGACCGCUAUGUGGCCAUCUGCAAGCCCCUGCACUACACUGUCAUCAUGAACUGGCGUGCUUGUGGCCUCCUGGUGGGGGCAGCAUGGGGUGGGGGCUUGCUGCAUUCUGUCGGGCAAACAUUCCUUAUUUCCCAGCUGCCCUUCUGUGGCCCCAAGGUCCUUGACCACUACUUCUGUGAUGUCCACCCUGUGCUGAAGCUGGCCUGCUCAGACACCUUCCUCAUUGGUGUGCUAAUCAUCGCCAAUGGUGGCUCCAUUUCAGUGAUCAGCUUCACGGUACUGCUUGCUUCCUACGUGGUCAUCCUGCACGCCCUGAGCACCCAGACCUCAGAAGGUCGGCGCAAAGCUCUGUCCACCUGUGCCUCUCAUGUUGCAGUUGUGGGCCUGUUCUUCAUACCCUGUUCCUUUGUCUACAUGAGGCCCUGUGUCACCCUCCCUGCAGACAAGAUAGUCGCUGUGUUUUACACAGUGGUCACACCUCUCUUAAACCCCAUCAUUUACUCCUUCAGGAAUGCUGAAGUGAAAAACGCCAUGAGGAGAUUGAUAGGGAGGAAAGUGAUCUGGGAAGAGAAAUAGAUGACUUAGGGAAAAUAAAGAGGAGCAAGGGAUGGGAAGUCGGGGCAGAUCUCACUUUGCCUCUACCUUUAAUUGAUGGGCUAACCUUGGGCCUAUCACCUUUUUCUUUAAAUUUCAAUUUCCUCAUCUUUAUGGGAUCGGACAGGAUUGAAGGAGGCUCUAGAAUGAGGUCUAGCAGGGGUCUUCUAAUGCUGCACUUCCACAUUUCACAGUGACCUUGAGGCAGCUUGGCUGGUUUUGAGAGAAUGAACCCUUCCAGAAAACCGGGGUGUUUCUGGGAAUAAUGAGGGUGUUGAUGGAAGAGGAGGAAGGCUUCCUUGGGGAUUAGUGGCCAUGUAGCUUUUGUGUUGGAGGAGUCUGAACCUUUGGAUUUGGGGAGGGGGAAGGUAGGCAGAGAAAUAGAAGUCACGCAAGUGCUUAGAAAUUCUGUUAACUCAAUAAACUAAAAUUUGCCCAGUGGGCUCAGGUCAGGCCAGCUGACCUAGAAGGGUCUAGUCCACGGAGCAGAAGGCAUUUUCACUCUUGCCAGCAGACUCAUAUGAACUCACAUUAGCAUUAGACUCAUGUUUUCAAAGAAUCAAGUGGAACCACAGGAGAUUUGAAGUGACUUGAAAGCCCUAGACAGUGAUACCUAAUUGUAGGCACAAGCUUUCUUUUUCACAUAUCAGUAACAUUUUAGUGUCUAACAUUCUCUUCUGUUUAUACCUGUCCGUCCUUUUUUUUCUUGUUUUCCCCCUUAUA